This is a messenger RNA of Lentinula edodes (shiitake mushroom), 1335 nucleotides long. RefSeq lists its product as uncharacterized. NCBI's taxonomy places the organism in Eukaryota, Fungi, Basidiomycota, Agaricomycetes, Agaricales, Omphalotaceae. The record is from RefSeq and is a predicted model, not a curated record. The transcript is spliced from 5 exons. The coding region runs from base 248 to 1219 and encodes 323 amino acids.
AGGCUUUUGAGCGUGUUCUGGUAUGUAUCAGCUCGCCCCGGUAUUGAGUAGCCUUGUAGUCAUGAUUUAAAUUUCCAAAAUCGCAUAAAGCCCUGUAUAUUCACUUCAACAAAUCAAUUUCUCGGCGACUGCCGAACAACGGUGUUGUACUAUAAAGAGAAAACGCACGCAAAACGACUCAUCGAGAUAGAAUUGGGGGCAAGCCUGCUUCUGAUCUGCUCGUACUACUUAACCGCCACCAUUCCAAAUGCUGUUGCGCUCUUCUCAUCUUUUCCCUUCCACCUCAAUGUUCAAGCUCAGCUCUUCGUCAAGAGGCUGUUGUUCUCCUCUGCGAGAUCCUAGUACAAAUUACACGAUCAAUCUCGAUGACUCCCUCUCGGACUCCAUCGCUUUUAAGAUGGUACCAAGUCCGGAUGAUCCAUCACAGAGUAAUUCAGGCCUUGAGGGCAACGUUGUUGUAUUAUCAAGCUUGAAUUUGAGUGAUUCGCGAUUCGAGUCUCUGUCGUGGCGGCUCGGGCAUUUCGACCAUGUGCUGGAUGCCCUGAACGAACUUCGUUCUGAAUUCUUCACCGAGAAUCAGCAUAUCUUACCUGACAACGAAUACCGUCUCUCUGCAUCCAGGGUAAUGGACCUCUUAGAUAUUGCGAAAGGUACUUUGGAGAAGGUCGGCGUAAAUUUAUGGCCCCAUUCAUUAUGUGUCGUGGGUCUUCGGCGGCAUAAGAAAGCCUACUUUGCUUUGUUGAAAUUAUUGAGGAGUAGAGAGAGCUGCUUAAACUCCCAGAUGCAAGCACGUAGUCGUAGGCUCACCUGCCGCCUUUCUACGAAUUUCUCUAUACGUGUCAAUCCCGUGUAUGAUCUAUAUUUGCCCCCCAUGCCACGUAAUCUCAGGCAAAACAUCGGUCAAAUACAGCCUCUUCACCAAAAGGCAUUAUUGUUCAGAAGUAUGCCUCCGCCCGAUGCAUUCCCACCUUCUGAUUUCACUCCCGUAUCCUCUCACUCCUUUUUUGGUCCUCAGCGACGGCGACGCAGGAUGCGUUUAGAAUUUUCCAACGAUAUUUGGGAAUCUCUGGAAAUGGAACCCCUUUCGCAUCCAAGUCCGUACAUCGUGCGCCAUCGUCCUGGUAUGAAAAAGCAGCGGUUCGGGAUAUUCUGCACGGGAAAAUCUAGCUCAAAGACUAAUAGUCGUAAGGGUAGGCUCAGAGCUCCAAUUUCGAUUUGAGCUCUGCUCGUCGAACGGGAUCAUAUUUUACGUUUUUUACUACUGUUGGGUUUUUGUAUAUUCUGUCGACUUACUUGGAACAACGUUAACGUGUGUGUAACACUAGCAAUGACCAU